Messenger RNA from Myiozetetes cayanensis, 825 nucleotides. It is a transcript of the gene PHOX2A, whose product is annotated as paired like homeobox 2A. Bases 1 to 825 code for a protein of 274 amino acids. Lineage: Eukaryota; Metazoa; Chordata; Aves; Passeriformes; Tyrannidae. The record is from RefSeq and is a predicted model, not a curated record. Gene Ontology annotation, biological process: regulation of transcription by RNA polymerase II. Gene Ontology annotation, molecular function: DNA-binding transcription factor activity, RNA polymerase II-specific; RNA polymerase II transcription regulatory region sequence-specific DNA binding. The transcript is spliced from 3 exons.
AUGGACUACUCCUACCUCAACUCCUACGAGUCCUGCGUGGCCGCCAUGGAGGCGAGCUACGAGUUCAGCCCCUGCAGCCAGGCGAGCUCCUUCCAGUACAGCCCUAUGCGGGGGGGCUUCGGGCCCGCGCCCGCCUGCGCCCCCCUCGCCUCCGCCAGCUGCGCCCUGGGCGCCCUCCGCGACCACCAGCCCUCGCCCUACUCGGCAGUUCCCUACAAAUUCUUUUCGGACCCUUCGGGGAUCAACGAGAAGCGGAAGCAGCGGCGUAUCCGGACGACUUUCACCAGCUCCCAGCUGAAGGAGCUGGAGAGGGUCUUUGCCGAGACCCACUACCCUGACAUCUACACCCGCGAGGAGCUGGCCCUCAAGAUCGACCUCACGGAGGCCCGGGUGCAGGUGUGGUUCCAGAACCGUCGAGCCAAAUUCCGCAAGCAAGAGCGUGCGGCCAAUGCCAAGGGUGCCAGCGGCACCGGCACCACUGGGAAGAAGUCGGAGCCGCGCUCUUCCUCGGAAGAUGACGAAUCCAAGGAAUCCAACUGCAGCCCGACGCCGGACAGCACGGCGUCCCUGCCUGCCGCUGCCAUUGGCAGCCCCGGCGGCAGCCUGAGCCCCAGCCCUGGCGCGGGGGCACCCAUGGGACCCGGCCAUGCCCCCCAGCCCCUCAAGGCGCCCCUCUGGGCAGGGGUGGGAGGUGGCAGCGGUGCCCCCAACGCGGCCGAGCUGCUGAAAGCCUGGCAGCCCACUGAGGCUGUGCCGGGACCCUUCUCUGGUGUCCUCUCCUCCUUCCAUCGGAAACCCAACGGCAUCAAAACAAACCUCUUCUGA